UGAGGGAAUUCCAAUAUUUCGGCAGCUAUCGAUGGUCUCUAGGCUGAGGUACGGCUGCUCCGACGCGCAAAGGUAUCGCUCUCGUCCUACUAUACUGACUUAUAGGGACGCUAUCUUGCGCGUGAAGCACCCUUUCCCGUUGCUCCUUCCCCGAUGUCCCUCUUUCGCGCUCGUUGCUCGUUCCGCCCAUCCGUCCUCCGUCCCAACUCAUCCCUCGCCGCCGCCGCCGUCGCCUCUUCGCCAUCGAAGCCAGCCCGACCUGCCCUCAAGCAACGCCACCCCGCCGUCGAAGCCCCGUCCAAGUUACUCACGGUCCAUCGGGAAUCGACGGUCGCCGAAUGGACGCGAAGGGGGUGGGGAAUCGAAUUCCCCUGCCUCAUGUCGGGCUCGGAAACCCCCCGCGGCUUCGCAGAUGCCAUUCCUGGACGCCUUCCCCCGGCCUGCGCCGGCGCGCGAUCGCGUAUGCAACGUCGCCAGAUAGGAUACCGAGGAGAGCGCGGCGCCGCGGAAAUUGCGCUGGCGCGAUAUAGGGAUCGACCACGGAACUUCCGCUCCCUCUCGUCCUUCGGCU
Messenger RNA from Schizophyllum commune H4-8, 571 nucleotides. RefSeq lists its product as uncharacterized. Bases 32 to 481 code for a protein of 149 amino acids. The transcript is spliced from 4 exons. NCBI's taxonomy places the organism in Eukaryota, Fungi, Basidiomycota, Agaricomycetes, Agaricales, Schizophyllaceae. The record is from RefSeq and is a predicted model, not a curated record.